Messenger RNA from Mycena citricolor, 433 nucleotides. The record is from the annotation of a GenBank genome assembly. NCBI's taxonomy places the organism in Eukaryota, Fungi, Basidiomycota, Agaricomycetes, Agaricales, Mycenaceae.
CCUGUGUCUCUACACUCGCUGAGGUAUGCAUUCUCUCUUACGAUCUAAUGACCUUACUUAUGACUUGUACCAUAGACUCUGUCUUCUAGGUACAGCUAAUGAUAUAGCUCCUGUGUCUCUACACUCGCUGAGACUCUGUCUUCUAGGUGAUCGCUACUGGUCGUAUCUCCACUGCGCGGUAUUGUCUGCGACAGAAGCAAACGAGCUCAAUGUUCCUGAUGAGUGGUAGUUUGCAAUUACUACUUUACUACUUCCGAGUAUUGUUUGUUCCGGCACAAGUGACCUGGCCUGUAGUCUAAGUCGUCAUAAUAUUUGUGCACUAUCUGUUCCGGUGACACACUGAUGAGCAGUGAUGCGCCCUAGCCCUGAAAUCAAUCUAUCACGUGCACUGAAAGAUCUCAAUGGAUUUGUCAGCGAGCUCGUCAAGGUUGUU